Molecule: messenger RNA, 1968 nt
Organism: Fonticula alba
Lineage: Eukaryota; Rotosphaerida; Fonticulaceae
Exons: 2
Coding region: 1-1968 (655 amino acids)
Source: RefSeq, a predicted model, not a curated record
AUGGUCCAGCGCCCGGGCCGGCGACGCCGAGCCGCGGCGGUCCCCUAUCGGCUGCUGCUGAGCAUGGGGCUGCUCUUCGCGGGCCUCUUGGCAGAUGCCCCUGCCGGGGUCCGGGCCACCGUGCCGGACUUGUAUCUCCACGCCACAUGGUACCAAGGCCAUGGGGACCGGACGUAUGGAAAUGCCGUGACCACCCUCGGGCGCCCGUCGCAAUUGGUGGACACCCACAUCAAGGGGUCCCGCCUGUACAACCAAACCACCUACCUGGAGGUGUCGGACGAGACCCGCUGGGGAACGCUCUUCUCGUGGGAGUGGACGUUCGAUCCGCACAUGAGGAUCCCCCCCGGGGUGACGCCCCAGCGGAUGGUCCUGCCACUGGCGGGGGCAGAGUUCCCGGUGGGCGUUCUGUACACGGACCAGUGGGCCUGCCUGUUCGAUGAAAGUACCUCGAGGGACUUCCCCACCGGGCCGGUGAGGUUGCUGGCCGGGCAUGCGCUCGGCGCGCGCCAUGUGGAUCUGCUGGGGCUGACCGAGCCGCCGGGCGGGCCGCGGGAGGUGCACCUGUGGGAGCUCACCGCGGCCGGGCUGGACCAGGUGUCCUUUGGGAUGCCGGUGGCGGCCGGGGAGGUGGCCCUCGCCGGCCCGGGGCCCGGGCGUACCUUCUACCUGGCUGCCGGCCGGGCAUUGUGGCACGUCCGCCAUGCCGGGGCGUCCGGCGGCCCGGCCACCGUGCAAACGAUCCCGGUGCCGGCGAAUUUGGGCCUCAUCCGGCAGCUGUCCGCCACGCGGGUGGUCUCGGCGGCGGACGAGUGCCCUGGCGCGGGGGAUGUCGUGCUCCUGAUGGCCGGCAACCGUGUGCAUGUUAUCCCGUGCGCCGGGCAGGCGGAGCCGGUGCCGGGCGCCGGGGCGGCCUUCACCGCGUCGCUGCCGGCCGGGGCCUCGACGGCCGCGGGGCGCCUCGUGACCCCGCCCGAGGCGCCGAGCCUCCAGGACACCUAUCCCUUCUUGUAUUUCGUGCAGCCCGGCCCCGGUGCCGAGGCCGGAGCCAUGGACCUGUGGCGAGCCCGGGUCCUGCCCGGCGAGCUGGUCUGGCGGCGGUUGGUCGUGCCGCCGGGCUCCCGGGCGCCGGAGAACCUGCAGUUGGUCCGCCUGCAAAGGAGCCUGGCGGCCGCGCCGGCCGGCGAGUGGGCAUUGAUGGCCGACCAGCGGGCGCUCUUGGAGUCCGGGCGUUUCGGCUGCGGCAUCGAUGGGAGCAUUGUGUGCGACGGGCCGGGCGGGCUGACCGGGUCGAGCGAGGGCUGGGCAUGCGCGGAGAAUCGCGUGCCCGGGCCGUACCUCGUGCCCGGGCAGCUGUGUGCCGCCUGUGCGGUGGGCCAUUAUCUGGACCAUCCGGAGGGCGAGGCGCCGUUCUCCUCGCCCGGGCAUGUGUGUCGGCCUUGCGCCGACAGCGCCUGCCACACGUGCGACGCCAGCGACUGCCUUGUGUGCAAGGGCUCGCGGGUGUUGCAGCCCAGCGGCCCUGGCGGGAGCAUGGUCUGCGUGUCGGACUGCCAUGGGAGCUACACGCGGCGUGCGGGGGUGUGCCUGCCGACGGCCAUGCGCCUGGACAGGGUGCAGCUCGGGACAAUCGGCCGGGAGACCCUGCCCGGGCCGGUGCCCGAGACGCAGGUCACCGGCGUCGGGCCCACGCGGCUGCGCGUGGAUCCGGCCACCGGCCGGCCGGUUAUCCCGCCGGUGGGCACGGAGCCGGGCCAUGUCCUGCUCUUCCCCGGGCCCGGGCAGAAUCCGCUGAUCAUGGACCUGGCGGACAUCGGCUGGUCGGGCAAGUCGCCGCCGGUGGCCUUGCGGCUGUUCGACACGCCGCCCUCGUAUCGCGUGGACUUCAGCACGGAGCUCGGGCCGAUGCUGGACUCGACCGGGCACCUGGUCAUGGGGCUCGGCCUGUUCUGUAGUGGAAUCCCCAUGUAA